AUGAUGUCAACUAUUAGGAGUAUUAAAACAAUGACAAAUAUGUGCUGUUUUACUUUCAUUAAUAUGCUAAUUUUGUAUAAUAUAGGGUAUUUUAAUAGAUUAAGACAUAAUUGCUAAUAAUUAUAGAAUACUGUUAAAAAUAAAAUUGAAAUUCAUGCAAUCAUAAUGAGUAUUUCAGUUUUACCAUCAAUAAUUGCAGAAUUAUUUAUGAUUUUUUAAGGAAAUACUCCUAAUCUAAAAGGUAAUUAAGAUUUUUAGGGAGUAAAUCAAUAAUUGGAUACAUAUUUUUGGCAUUUAUAAUUUUAUAAACAAUAGGUGGAAUCAUAUUUAAAUUUGGUAUUCAAUCUGUAAGUAUAUAAACUCAUCUAAAAAUAAAAUCUCUUUUACAUAUAAUUUGGGAUACUAUAUAUCUGCUUGGGAAAAUCUAAUUAGGUUUUGGUUAUUAUAUGA
Paramecium sonneborni is the source of this 450-nucleotide messenger RNA. The record is from the annotation of a GenBank genome assembly. Lineage: Eukaryota; Ciliophora; Oligohymenophorea; Peniculida; Parameciidae.